AUGGCGGGACAACAGGGGAUGAGCAGGGCGGCGGCCGGCGUGGAGCUCCGGCGGGAGGCAGAGGCGAGCACUGGGUCGGCGCCGGAGGGCGCGGGAAGCAACGGUCAACGACAGGCGCGGGAAGCAGCAGUCGACGGCAGCCAGGGCACGGCGAGGCUCAGGCGAGGUCAGGCAGUGGCCGAGCGUGGAUGCGGGCGCGGGCAGGAGCGAGGUAGCAGGAGGGGAAGGGCGCACAGUCCUGGCGCGACGCGGGGAAGGAGGCCGCGGCCCCAGGGCAGCAGCAGGCGCUGGGCGCACGAGCACGCAUGCGCUUCGGCGCAGGCAGGCGCGGCCAGGAGCAGGGGGCCGCGGGCCGUGGGGGCCUUAUCGGGCACACGGGCGCGGGUGGGCGCCGGGACGUGCGGGUGCGGGCGCCCGAACUGGUCGCAGCCAGUCGGGGCCACGACGAGGGGAAAAACGCCGGCGCGGGACCGGCGUGGCAGCAGCGAGGCCACGGCGGGGCAACAGGGGAUGAGCAGGUCGGCGGCCGGCGUGGAGCUCCGGCGGGAGGCAGAGGCGAGCACUGGGGCGGCGCCGGAGGGCGCGGGAAGCAACGGUCGAUGGCAGGCGCGGGAAGCAGCAGUCGGCGGCAGCCAUGGCACGGCGAGGCUCAGGCGAGGUCGGGCAGUGGCCGAGCGCGGAUGCGGGCGCGGGCAGGAGCGAGGUAGCAGGAGGGGAAGGGCGCACAGUCCAGGCGCGACGCUGGGAAGGAGGCCGCGGCCCCAGGGCAGCAGCAGGCGCUGGGCGCACACGCGUGCGCUUCGGCGCGGGCAGGCGUGGCCAGGAGCAGGGGGCCGCGGGUGGGCGAGCCAGCGCGAGCUGCGGUGGGGCGACGAGCGGGCGCAGUGCGCGCGGAGGGAGCGGGGGUCGCGGUGA
Aegilops tauschii subsp. strangulata is the source of this 915-nucleotide messenger RNA. Lineage: Eukaryota; Viridiplantae; Streptophyta; Magnoliopsida; Poales; Poaceae. The record is from RefSeq and is a predicted model, not a curated record.